Actinia tenebrosa (Australian red waratah sea anemone) is the source of this 2828-nucleotide messenger RNA. Its product is annotated as kelch-like protein 12. Gene Ontology annotation, molecular function: protein binding. The record is from RefSeq and is a predicted model, not a curated record. Lineage: Eukaryota; Metazoa; Cnidaria; Anthozoa; Actiniaria; Actiniidae.
AACUGACCAGCACAGGUGAUAACUUGCUUGUAAACAUGGAGUAUACCGACGAUGGUGUCUUGCAAUAUUUUGUGGACAACCUUCACGCUCGAAGCCUUCUGUCGAGACUGCAAGAGCUUAGAGACCGCAAAGAGUUAUGUGAUGUUACUCUUGUGGUGGAGGGAAGAGAUAUCGUCGUCCAUCGCGCUGUUUUAGCAGCUACAAGUCGGUACUUCAAUGCUUUGUUUACCAGCCCGAUGAGCGAAAAAAAUAUGAAAACUGUCGAAAUCAAAGAAGUUGAUCCAGACGCCACAGAAAUCCUAAUCAACUUUGCUUACACUUCAAAGCUUACCAUAACCGAUGCCAAUGUGCAGAACUUAUUCAUAGCAUCCGAUAGACUGGAAUUCAAGUCAGCCAAAGAUGCAUGUAUUGAUUUUAUUAUGCGGCAGAUCGAGGUAUCGAAUUGUCUUCGAAUUCUCGCGCUGGCUGAGCGUCAUGGACUGAAAGUACUCAAAGAAGCUGCCAACUACUGCAUUACGAAUCACUUCAUUGAGGUUGUCGAGACGGAAGACUUCAAGAAUCUCAGCCCGUCUCAGGUAGUGGAUCUGCUGUCCAGAGAUGACAUCCAAGUAACCAAUGAGAAGCAGGUAUUCAAUGCAUGUGUCACGUGGGUGCAUUAUAAUAUUGAGUCUAGAAGGCAGCACAUGCCGGAGCUGUUGAAAGCGGUGCGUUUAGCGUUUGUGCCUUUGAAAUAUCUUCAUGAAGAAAUUGCCGAGCAUCCGUUGGUUUCUACAAAUGUUUACAGUCAAGAUAUCGUGGAAGAAGCGGAGACGCACCAUUGUGAACGCGCGGGAAUCCGAAUGAGGAACUCGUACGCCGAAGCGCUUUACGUUCUGGGAGGAGAAACGGCAUUUAUGAAAGAGGAGAAAUCAGUCGAACGGUUCAACACAGAGAAAAGCGAAUGGGAGACAUGUAAAGCCAUGUCAGAGGCCAGGGCAUCGUUUGCUGUUGUGGCCUUCCAGAACAAGUUGUACGUUAUUGGUGGGUAUCGCCGCGGACGGAAGUUGAAAUUAAUGGAAUGCUUCGAUCCUGUGGACAAUUCAUGGACGCAGCUAGCGUCCACCACAAAAUGUCAAGGUGAUAUGCGAGCUGCUGUUCUGGGAGACUACAUCUAUGUGGCAGGGGGUUCCAGUGACAGACUUCUAACGUGCAAUUAUGUUGAACGUUACUCACCCGCCACCGGUAAAUGGGAAACUGUAUCUACGAUGCAUCGCCAGCGUCGUCGGUUCGCUCUAGCAGUCCUCAACUCUUGUAUGUACGCUGUAGGAGGCUUCGAUGACACAACUGGGGACUUGAGUCACGUGGAACAUUAUAAACCAGACACCAAUUCCUGGUAUGAAGAUACUGAAAUGUUGAGUUGUAGAUAUGACUUUGGCGCAGUCGCGCUAAGCGGGUUCCUGUACGCUGUCGGUGGCGCGAAUGGCCGCAAGGGAUCUCUAAAUACUGUUGAACGUUACGAUCCACUCAAUAAACAAUGGUCGCAAGUGGCGUCUCUCAAGCAGUGUCGCGGGGGAGUCUCCGUUGCUGUUCACUGCGGCAAGAUUUAUGUUGUGAAUGGGAUGAAUGAAUACAUGUCGAUUGUGAACACUGUUGAAUGUUACAACGAGGUGAAGAAUAAAUGGACCUCUGUCGCUAAUACAAAAACAGCGCGGUUUAGCGCUGCAGCCGUGGUUUUUCUGCUGAGUGUGCGCGUAUCUUAAAAGCCACGGCGAGCGCACUUUUUAUUGUACGCUUCUCCGGUCAGAUAGGACUCUAUUCUUUAACAAGUCACUGGAAUAGUUUUUGCAACAUGUAUUCGAGUACUGCAGUAAUUGAAUCUAAGUUAUUAUCAACGAUCCUAAGCUCAAGCCCGCGUUUUGUGGAAACUUCAGCACAUACUCGAAGGAAAUUCAAACGCAAUGAAAUUUUGCUCUGUUGGAGUGGAUUCUUAUCUUCGAUCUUUGAAGAGACGCCAAUCCGAAACUCUUACUAUUUAUUAAUUUAUAAAAUAUCUAAGAUACAACGCGCCCGCUGAUUGGCUUGCUGGCAAGAUACAAGCUCGCGCAAAAUCAUCGAAAACUGAAUCUUUUAUCAAAUCAAUAUAUUACGUCAAUUUGUGCCUUUGUGCUGAAGUAUAUAAACACUCUGGAGCUCCCAAAGAGGAAGGAAGAGAAAUAUCGAUUACGCCUUGUGUUUCUAACCUUGCUCUACAGCUCCUUGCGUGUUUGGUAUAAAGCACACAGACGCGCGCGCUAAAAUAAAAUGAAACAGUGUUUUACGGAAAGUUCUUGUGUAGUUGUGAGGUCAUGGAAGAACAUGGAAGUCAUUACAAGCACAGCUAGUGUGGACCAGUUAAGUCUUAAGGGUAACAUUUCGGAGGCAACGUUGUUGUGUAUAAUAUGACGCAACGGUUCUAAGCCAAUGAAACGCGACCUCUCUGAUAUAUACCGCUGGCUACAUAAUGUUGAUGUUUGGUUGGUUUUACACUUAUUUGUACAUAACGUGAUUCAUAACAUACUCCUCUGAGUCCGCGUUCCUAUUGGCCAGCAGAAACGAAGCGCCCAAGGCCAAUUCCAACUGCCAAGGUCUGUUUUCCUAUUGGCUAAUAGAAAGAUAUUCAAAGGAGCCAAUAAAACCAAAGGAUCUGGAUUUGUCGAAGGCUCUUUCUUGACGGACACCAAGAUAAAUGAACGCGGGCUCUGGAAAUAAGAAUUCAUAAAUGAUAGAAUAUAAUCGAGACACUUAAUUUAUGGGCACAAACAAAAUGGGGAGGUACAUGCCAUUAUACUAAUAAACUAUUGGUAUUAAUU